CUUCGGUGGUUGCUAAGUGACGCCGCGCGUGUGCGGGCUGGAGCUGAGAUUCCCCCCGUCUCCCUCGGCCCUGUUGUCUCCUCAGCUUGAGGCGGGCGGCCCCUGGGCGCUGCUCACUGCCUCAGCGCGGCAGAGCUCCUCAGGCCCGCUUCCCUCGGCCUUCCCCUGCCUUCCUUCCCAGCCGGCUCUCACUGCUCUCUGCCUCUGACCCGCUUCUCUCAGGGGGCAGCGUCUGGUUGUGCCAGAGCUGGGAGCCGGCCUGUGCUCCUCUGUGAAGAGCUGUGCCACGUAGAGCUGCUCGUGUAGCUGUGCUCUGCGGUGCUGGUGGAGCCGAGCUCUGUCAACCCGAGCCUGGAGUGAGCUGCUGGCUUAACCGCAGAUAGCACCGUGGAUUGUUUUCUUCCCCAGGCCUUGACAGGGUUCCUCACAGAACAAAUCCUGUAAUUUAACUCAGCCUGUGCUGAUGGCUCACGUGUCCCGACGUUUUUCAGCAGGAUUAGUUUUUAAUCCUAUUUAGUCCUUUAACAGGCUUCCUGUGGCUUGAUCGAGACCGAACCUCUGACAGCUCCUGAAGUAUCGAAAACAGCGGUGUCAGGGUUGAAAAGUGCUAGGGCUGCCAUCAGAUGACUUUCUGCCUGACUGAGCUACACCUGUGGUCUUUGAAGACUACCUUACAUAUUAGCGAUGAAGACAUUGGGGUACAUCAGUACUACGACAAGAAAGAGCCAGGAUCACAAAUGAAGCAUGGUUACUUAGAAGACAAGCAAAAGCUAGCAGAAUCUCGAGAUUACCCUUGGAUACUGAAAAACAAACGACCAGAAAAACUGCGAGAUACACUCAAGGAAGUUGAGGACUUAAUGCAAAACAGUCAAUGUGUGCUGAGCAAAUGGAAGAACAAACGUAUCUGUCAGCUCCUCUUUCAUUCAGGUAUAUUGGUCUCCCUAAGCCUUUCUGGGCCACAGCUGGAGAAAGUGGUGAUUGACAGGACCCUGGUGGGGAAGCUCAUCUCCGACACCAUCAGCGAUGGUAUUCUUUUGGACAAUUUCAUCAUCUUGUCAUUUGAGGACUAUAACCAGCUCUGCUUCAUUCAGUUUACAAAGAAGAUGGAUUCUCCCGAUGUAAACAGAAGAAGACGUGAAAAACUCUCUUGUUUGGAUUUUAAGAUUUCUUACAUUGAUAUACCUGGACCAGAAGGUAGAAGGAUGAAACGUCACCUGGCAAUAAACUGUAUGCAAGAUAUGGCCAUUUGCUGGUGGUCAGCAACUAGUGAUGGAGCAUGGCCUUGGUCUCCUAUUUCCUGUGAAAGGGACAGAGCCAACCUAUUGCUGUUAGGCUGUGCACAUGGCAGACUGGAGGUUCUGAGUUAUGUCCGUACAGAAUGGGAUCCACUUGAUGCUAGCUUCAGCACUAAGGAGCCUUACCAGGUUCGCACAGUUGAGCACUCCAUCUCUGCAGAUAAAGAGCCCAUGGCUGACAGCUGCAUCUACAAUUGUGUUAGAAACAAAAUUCGGUGUGCAGCAGUCACCAGAAUACCGCUACAAUCAAAGGCCAUCAGCUGUUGCAGAAAUAUUGCAGAAGACAAACUAGUCUUGGGCUGUGAAGAUUCGUCAAUAAUUCUGUAUGAUGCCUACAACCAAGCGACUCUGUUAGCCCAAGCAAAACUAUUACCCACAUUAAUAACCUACCACCCUUCUGGGGCCAUAUUCCUGGUUGGCAGCUCUCAAGGGGAGCUGCAGAUUUUUGACACAGCUCUGUCCCCAGUUAAAAUUCAGCUCUUGGCAGAUGACUAUUCACCUGAGGCAACGCUGCAAUUCAGCAAACACUUUGACGUGUGUAGCAGCCUCAUGCAGAUCCAGUGGGCUGCUGCUCCAGCUGCAUCUCCCAGCACUGAUGGCGUAGAUGUUCAUGAUCUUUUGUUUGUUAAGUUCGACAAAGGACCCUUAGGAGUACUUCGCUUUAAACUUGGUGUGAUAACAAGAGGACAGCUGGGCCUCGUGGAAAUCAUCCACCAAUACAUUCGCUAUGAUGAGAUACAUGAGGCAAUUAACGUCCUGAACACCAUGAACUGGAACACGAUGGGUCAUCAGUGUUACAUAUGCUUGAGUGCUAUUGUCAAUCACCUACUUAAACAAAAGCUUACACCAGACAGAGAAGCACAGCUUGAGGCAAGCCUGGGAACCUUUUAUGCUCCAACAAGACCCCUCUUGGAUACCACCGUGCUGGAGUACAGGGACCCCAUCAGCAGAUAUGCAAGAAGGUUCUUCCACCACCUGCUCAGGUAUCAGAGAUUUGAAAAGGCAUUUCUACUAGCUGUUGACAUAGGUGCUCGGGACCUCUUUAUGGACAUCCAUUACCUUGCUCUAGAUAAGGGUGAAUUGGCACUAGCUGAAGUGGCAAAGAAAAAGGCUAAUGACAUUGAUGCAGAAUCAAUAACUACUGGAAUUGAGCUCCUGGGGCAUGCAGAUGAAGAGGACACAUCACACGAGGCCUUCGUCAGUCAGGUCCUGGAGCACGAAACCGAGCGCGAUGUGCCCACGGCCAGCCCAGCCACUCUGGCCUCUUCCCACAGACCCACUCGCUGUGAACUGGCGGAGGACAGUGCCGAGGAGCCUGGAGCAGGUGUUGCCUCCCUGACGGAGGAACCUUUUUCUGGGCACCAGGAAGGAAAUUUGAGAGCAGUUCCUACGGAACAGCCUGCCCCUGCAAGCUGCCUGCCUGCAGGGCUCUCACUGGGAUCAGUAGGAGGGCUCCGCGUACCACGUGUCCAGGACAGGGCUGCGGCGGAUUGAGCGCAUGAUGGUCAAAAAUGGUCAUUAUCCACUGGCUGCUGGAUAGAACACAAGAAAGGCCUUACUGACCCACGUUCAUCUCAGCGAGUUAGCUGGUACUUGGAUUGGUACUUCCAGCAUCAAGUCCACAGUAGAGAGGAGUGAAAUCCUAUCUUGGGUGUUCAUGAUCACUUGGAGCUGAUUUAACUGCAAGGUGCUGCCAAAAAAGGUGGCUUAGCCCUUCCCCCCAACCAGCCUCAGUCCUCCUCCUCCUCCGCCAUGGCAGCGUGGGUGCUUGUUCCACCACCAGGAGUUGCACGAGUGGGGAGACAGGCCUGCACCCCAUCCCCGAGCCCAGCAGCCACCCAUUGCCUGUAAGGACCCGGCCUGGGCUGGUGCCCGCUUGGGCGGCUCAGUGUUGGUGCCAAUAGAGCACAUACGUCGGGUGAUGAGUCAGCAGCGUAAAGCACUGGAGCUCUUCUCCGGUUUUAGUUCACAGGGGAAAAAAUACAUAAAAUACAAUCUGCAUGGUGGCAGCACGGGUAGAAGCAGAAGGCUGCCUCUAUUUUAGCCUCCUCCCGAUUACAGUUCUUGUUGAAACUUUUAUUUUCGAGGCCAAAGUACUCAAUGUUUGGCGACAGUACAAACAGAUCAUUAAAAAAAAAAAAGAAAAGAAAUGCUUCAACCUCCCAGUGGAGCAGGAUGGCACUUCUUUCUUUCUUUCACUGCAAAGCCGUGCCAAGUGAAAUCGUGCUCUAAGAGCUGUUCUACCAGUCCCGAAGAGCUGGAGAACACACGCCCGCCCCACCUCUGCAGCGUUUGGGCCGGGUGGAGGAUGGGGACGGCUGGCAGUGGGUGACUGGGUUCACCGCAGCGAGACCGCAGCGGUGGGCUGUCCCUUCUGGUGGCCUGAGGAUGCAGUAUGGAGUGAGACAGAGCUGCGGGGAUGGCCUGGGGACGUUGGUCAGAUCUGUGUUCUUCCUGAGCGGGGUGGAGGAUGGUCCACCCAUGUGUCUCGCCCCAUGUGAGCAGCUGGAUUAAUUAAUCAAUCCAGAAGUUUGUUGGAUCGUCACUAUGGCUGUGUAGAUGCACAGGCUGUGUUAAAGGAGGAACAGCAAGAAAAACACCUUGCCAUUAUGUAAUGAGGAGCUCAAAGGCAGCAGCUGUGAACAGUGCAGGGCUGUGGGUGAGCACGAUGUGCUGAGGGUGAAGGAGCCCUUUGUGUGCUCUGGUUUGGGGCAGAAGAGCCAUCCGCAUGAUGUUAGCUUGGUGCUGCUAGGCUGCGCUGCCAGUGCUGGCAGUCCUGGCCUGUGACGGUUCCUGGAAACCUGUGUCCUGGAGAUGGACGUAGACGCCAGCCCUCAGCACCCUCCUGUCUGCUUACCCGCCCUGAGCGCUGCCAUUCAUUCUGCUCAUCCAGCAUUCACCCCAAAUCCACACUCGGCAGCAGCUGUAGGCCCCACAGCUGUGGCACUGGUUCCUGGCAGGGCGCUGGGCCUGGCAUUGCAGGGCCAGACCUGCGCCGCCAUUUUGUGUUGCCCCUCAUGGAGCAGCACCAGGGCAUCUAUCCCCAAGUCUCCAUAUCCCCGAGGCUUGCACCUUCCUGCUCCCCUUCCCUCCACUGCCACAGCCCAUGCAUUGCCUCAGAGGGAGACUUCACUGUACCAGGCUUGGUGCCACUGAGGGGAGCACACCCAAGGCCCAGCCCUUGCACAGUCAGCGCUGCGGGACAAUCUCUGUGAUUGUGAAGGGGAGGACCUGUUGUGUGCCCCUCUGCGCUGGCGAAAUGCUGAAGUGACCCAGCACAAAAAGCCUGGAGUCUCAGGUGGGGAACGCAUCUGAUGUGGGCCCAAGUCCUCCCCACCCGUUAUGCUCUCAGCUAUGAGCAAGCUUCCUAUCCUUGAGACUGCCAACCCACCUGGUGCUCGAGCAGUCAGAUGGGAUUGGUUUCCUAGAGGAAAGCCGUGGCCCUACAGCACACAGCUCAGAGGCAGGGCUGUGCUGGUGCGGGGGCACAUGUAUCCCCACAGCGAAGGGCGAUGGUGGACCCAGCUCGUGGUUUGUGUUUGGCCCCGUUUCCUUGCUCUGAGCACGGAGCUGGGCCAGGUGAUCCCAGAGGUCCCUCCCUGCCUGCGUUACUCCACACGCUGAGCAUCUUGAGCAAGCUAUUUAGGUCAGAGCCUCUGUGGAGCAGCACCCAGUCUCAGAGGAGUCAGGCCAAGCCACCCAGCACCCUGCUAACCAGCUGAGCACCUCUGGAAAACGUGGAUCUCAACUGCUCUGUUGCUUCCGUGUUGGAGGCGAAUCUUGCUUAUUUACAGGAACUUGAGGUGCUGAAGGCAACGUGCCUGGUGGCUGCCAAGUGACUAUUGUAAUAUACCAUCACUCAGCUGGAUCCCUGUCAGCUAGAAAGGUUUUACACAAUGCUAUCUGAGGGAGACCAGAAGGCAUUUCCAGUCAAAAGGAGCAGUGUCUACGGGUCCAAACAGGAACCAUGUCUGUGGUCUGGGGGUGGUCAGCCUCAGCCUGCAAAGCCAGGUAUUUAAAAUCAGGAGCCCAUGGGUCCAUGAUGGUACCCCCUCCAACUGUCCUCCUUCCCCACCUUCAUCAGCCCUUGGGACACUCCUGGCAGAACAAGCGGAGCAAGUUGCCCACCCAGGGACAAGGUUUCUCCUGUUUUCUGCUCCUGGAGAAUAAAGAGAAUGGGCCUGGGGAGGCGGAGCAGUGGGACCACUCCAUCACCGCACAAAGCCCCACGGGCUGAGCUCUCUAAGGCACAGGCAGAUGCUCUCCUGCUCAUGCUUCUCUUCUGUGGUGAGGAGCUGCUCAUUGUGACAAGCAGGGCUGUGAUAUGAGCUCCCCAUUCAUAGGCUCAUAGAAUCACCAAGGUUGGAAAAGACCUCUAAGAUCGCCAAGUCCAACCCCAGCCCAUCCCCUCCAUGCCCACUGACCAUGUCUCUCAGUGCCACAACUCCACAUUGCUCGAACACCUCCACGGUCAUUAGCCCCACCACUCCCUGGGCAGCCCUCUUCCUGUGCUGCAAAACCCCACUCUCAUCAAAUGAUGAUGGCUCCUUUUAUUGCUGGUGCUGCUUUGGGAAAGGUGCAGAUGUCAGGAUGGAGCUCCAGCCAUGAUUGCUCCUCCUUCUUUGGUUUGCAUCGAACACCCCUCUGGGCUUGAUGCCACAUCACAGCCUUCCCACACCGCACCACCAGCUCUGCCUUGCUGCGGCCAGAUAGGUUUGCAAAUAAGUUUUUUAAAGAGUGUAUGCAAAAACCACACAAGUGGGUAGGUCUGCAGCACUCAGCUGGCGUGGGAUAAAUGCUUCUACCCAGACAGAGCACAAGUCACAAAACCCCAAACCUGGGGCACGCAGGCCUCUGAGCCUGGAGGAGUGAGGACCUACCCAGCAGCCUCAGACCCCAGAUGUGCAAGUGCGGCUUUGCUCUGCACUGAGAGGCUGCUUCCACCCUGUGGGCAGAGCCACGUGCUUCAGGAUGGGGCAGGCAGACGUUUCCCUGGGUGCUCGGCUCCACACCUGGUUCUGCUUGCAUCAUGGGGAGCCAUCUGUAACUCAAAAGAAAGCAAUGAUUCACUGGGCUGCAGCUCUUUCCAAGUAUUUAAUGCAUUUCGCAGGCACGCUAGCCCAUGUUAUGAAAUGCCCUCUCUUUGCGGUGUGCAUUGUCAUGUCCUGUACGAAAACAGAACUCAGUUUUCCAUUGUGCACUGGCACAGUGCAGAAAGAGGAGGUAACGUGCACAUAGUUCUGCCUCCAUCGCUAUUUGCAUCGUAUUAGAAAUACAGAAUGCCAUCCCCACGCCACUCUGACAACCUGGCUGGCUCCCCGCUGACAUUAGCCCAGCCUUGAGGUGCUGGCGGUAUGUUUUAACAAAAAUAUUGUUAACAAAAAUAUAAAGUUUCACUUUUGCCAUGAACCUUCCUGGCACAGGGGAGGGGGCUGGAGGAGUGGGAGUGGGGAGAAGCCGGGGAGCGGUGCCCUGCACGCUGCUGCCAGGUCAGGGCUGUCUCAUGUCACUGGAUGGUUGGCAGCGGGGGCACCAGGGCGAGGUCCCCAUCCACCCUGUCCUGAU
Molecule: messenger RNA, 6860 nt
Organism: Numida meleagris (helmeted guineafowl)
Lineage: Eukaryota; Metazoa; Chordata; Aves; Galliformes; Numididae
Gene: WDPCP
Product: WD repeat containing planar cell polarity effector
Exons: 19
Coding region: 624-2789 (721 amino acids)
Biological process (GO): establishment of protein localization; nervous system development; cilium organization
Cellular component (GO): axonemal basal plate
Molecular function (GO): protein binding
Source: RefSeq, a predicted model, not a curated record